Messenger RNA from Didymella exigua CBS 183.55, 1828 nucleotides. RefSeq names its product acetylornithine deacetylase/succinyl-diaminopimelate desuccinylase. NCBI's taxonomy places the organism in Eukaryota, Fungi, Ascomycota, Dothideomycetes, Pleosporales, Didymellaceae. Bases 204 to 1499 code for a protein of 431 amino acids. The record is from RefSeq and is a predicted model, not a curated record. The transcript has a single exon. Gene Ontology annotation, molecular function: hydrolase activity.
CGACAAGCCCCGCGACCAGCCGCAUGUACCUGCCAAAGAGGGAUAAGUGUUAUUCUUCACGAUUGCCGAAGAGCAGCAACUGCGAGCGCAUAAGGUGUAUAUAUCAGCUCUUUUGAUCUAUUCGAUGGCCUUCGCUACUCCUGAUCAAGUCCCAGCAUUUCCUUUCUUUCGUUGCUUACGGUCUCUCUUUGCCACCACUCAGAAUGCCACUAUUACCGGAAGUCAAGAAAGCCAUCGAGGAGGCUGUUGCAGAAAACUUGAAAAAUGAAGUCGCAUUCGUUCAGAAGAUGGUACGAUAUGGCGGACAAAGAGGAGAAGAGCAUGAAGCACUAGAAGAGAUGUACCGUCAAUACACCUCUCGUGGCUACAACACUACCAAACUCGAGAUGGACGCACGUGUCCUUUCACAACAUUCCAGUGCCGGUCGUAUCAGUGACUCGCACUCCAAGGCUCCAGUGGUAAUCGGCGUGCAUGCACCGAAGUCCAUCAUGCCUGGCGGAAAGAGCUUAAUUCUUAAUGGUCAUAUCGAUAUCGUGCCGAACGGACCUAAGGAACUUUGGACCAAUGACCCUUACUCCGGACUUAUUGAAGGCGACUGGCUAUAUGGCCGCGGGAGUGCAGAUAUGCGUGCAGGUGCAGUUGCGAAUAUGUAUGCCCUGGACGCUCUACGUAACAUAGGCAAACAGCCAGCAUCGAAAGUCAUACUCGAAUCUGUACCCGAAGAGGAGUCCACCGGCAACGGUACAAUGGCCACGCAUCUUGCUGGGUAUACCGCAGAUGCAGUCUUGAUCCCUGAGCCUACGAACGAAGAGCUUGUCCGCGCCAAUGUAGGGGUCAUUUGGUUCAAGAUCGCAGUCGCAGGGCGACCAGUCCAUGUUCUGAAGGCGAAAGAGGGAUCCAAUGCCAUUGAGUCGAUAUGGACGAUUGUGAGUGGAUUGAAAGAGCUGGAGAAGGAGAUGAACGACCAAAAGCAAGGGAGGCUUUACUUCGAGCACAUGGCUUCGCCAAUCAACCUCAAUGUCGCUAUGAUCCAAGGUGGAGAUUGGGCCAGCUCAGUACCUGCCUGGUGCACAAUCGAUUGUCGCGUAGCGCUUUUCCCAGGAGUGACUGCACAGGAAGUUGCAGACAAGAUCGAGCGGAAGGUCGCCAAGGUAUCGGAGACCACCUCGUUCCUGCGCGACUCGCCAGCGAAAAUCUCAUGGAAUGGCUUCUUCGCAGAAGGCUACGUGCUAGAGCCCGGCAGCGAAGCAGAAGAAACACUGAAUACUGCGCAUCAGCAGGUUACCGGCACGGAUUUGACAAGCAUGACCAUGCCCGCUUAUCUCGAUACCAGAAUCUUUGCUUUGGAACAAAAGAUCCCUGCCUUGUGCUACGGACCUAUCGGCGAGAGUUUGCAUGGGUUUGACGAGAGAGUGAGUAUCAGCAGUAUCCAGCGAGUUACAACAACGAUUGCAUUGUUCAUCGCAGAGUGGUGUGGUCUGGAAAACAUCGCAGGUUGAGUUUUCGUUUACCCAUGCAAAGCGUAACACUCAUUUGCAAUCGCGGGAUGUCUGCAGCACGAGCAAAAUGAGAGCGUUCGUCACAUGCAGUCAGGCACGAAGAGCGAGUGAGACUUUUAGUGAGUUUACGAUAUUGCAUAAAGCUCUUAGGCUUCUGCCUGACAGCCCGAAGAUCUCGAGAGUAAUGUUGAUGCUGGCCGGCAUGGUCCCCCAAUCUAUCUGUUACAAGCAAUAUGUGUAUAUUACCCGAGGCACCCGUUACCAAGAAUCGCAACUUGAGCCUCAUAGGAUGAACGACAGCUUUGUAGUCAAUUGCAAUUACAUUUGGC